AGAGACGUAAUCUUUAGGAGACCAUUUGUUUAUAUCAUGGCGUCGGUGGAUUUCAGAGAUAACCUUCUCGGGAUAUCCUGGGUGGACAGCAAUUGGGUACCAGGUCUUAAUCCUGGAAAUGUGCUGGAGUACUUUUCUGACAGAAGCAACCCUUUCUAUGACCGUACUUGCAAUAAUGAGGUAGUGAAGAUGCAGCGGCUUACCGUGGAUCAUCUGAAUCAGAUGGUGGGAGUUGAAUACAUCCUUCUUCAUGCUCAGGAGCCAAUUCUUUAUAUAAUCCGUAAACAACAGAGGCAGUCACCGACUCAAGUGGUUCCCUUGGCUGAUUACUACAUCAUAGCUGGAGUCGUGUAUCAGGCUCCAGACCUGGGAACAGUUAUCAGCUCUAGAGUGCUUUCCGCUGUACAUGGAAUCCAGUCUGCUUUUGAUGAGGCCAUGUCCUAUUGUCGCUAUCACCCAUCCAAGGGAUACUGGUGGCACUUCAAGGACCAUGAGGAGAGAGAAAAAGCCAAACCAAAGACUAAGAAGAAAGAGGAGCCUAGCUCUCUGUUUCAGAGGCAUCGCGUUGACACACUCCUUUUGGACCUGAGGUCAAAAUUUCCACCAACUUUCUAUCAGCCUAAGCCUGGUGAGAAGCCCAUUCCAGUUGAGGUGAAAAAGGAACCUGAACCUCCCACAGAAACAGUGAAGCAAGAGGAGAGGGAGCAGGCAACCAAGUCCUCUGCCCCAGCUCCACCUAACAAACCACCUCCUGAGAAAAGGGCAAGACUGCAGUGACAGCCAUAUUUGUCAGACACUGGGAAGGUUGCGCACAGCUCUGCAAAGUCCUACAUCACUCACUGGGAAAAUGACUUGAGACAUUUGUGUUACCUCCCCAACUCUCUGCUUAUUUGAUCAAUUUUUAGAAUACUGAAAAUAAAAGGAGUCAGUUGUU
Molecule: messenger RNA, 934 nt
Organism: Pundamilia nyererei
Lineage: Eukaryota; Metazoa; Chordata; Actinopteri; Cichliformes; Cichlidae
Gene: med6
Product: mediator complex subunit 6
Exons: 8
Coding region: 37-777 (246 amino acids)
Biological process (GO): regulation of transcription by RNA polymerase II
Cellular component (GO): mediator complex
Molecular function (GO): transcription coregulator activity
Source: RefSeq, a predicted model, not a curated record